AUGACUGUACACUCCAAGAAUGAGACCUUGAUGUGUAAGGUAUUUCCGUUCAACUUGGGGCUUGUAGCGAUGAGGUGGUUUUAUGGUCUAGGUGUAGGUUCUAUUGACUCCUUCAAGGAGCUCACCCGAGCGUUUGGGUCUCGUUUUAUUACGUGUAGUAGGGUUUUUCGACCUUUAGAUUCUCUUUUGUCCAUGUCCAUGCAAGAAGGUGAGACCCUGAAAACGUACUCGGACAGGUACUGGGAGAUGUUUAAUGAUAUUGAUGGGGACUUUAAUGACGUGGCUAUAAGGACAUUCAAGGUCGGAUUGCCUACUGAGCAUGAUUUGAGAAAAUCCUUGACCAAAAAGCCGGUAAGGAGUGUUCGUCGGCUUAUGGAUUGCAUUGACAAGUACAAGCGGGUCGAGGAAGACCAACAACAAGGCAAGGGGAAGGGUAAGGUUAUCCCUCAGGAGAGGAGGGAUUUUAGGUCAAACAGAUACAACAAUAACAAACCCUGA
Molecule: messenger RNA, 498 nt
Organism: Quercus robur (English oak)
Lineage: Eukaryota; Viridiplantae; Streptophyta; Magnoliopsida; Fagales; Fagaceae
Exons: 1
Coding region: 1-498 (165 amino acids)
Source: RefSeq, a predicted model, not a curated record